This is a messenger RNA of Suillus subaureus, 2346 nucleotides long. RefSeq names its product ribosome biogenesis protein tsr1. Gene Ontology annotation, biological process: ribosome biogenesis; endonucleolytic cleavage of tricistronic rRNA transcript (SSU-rRNA, 5.8S rRNA, LSU-rRNA); maturation of SSU-rRNA from tricistronic rRNA transcript (SSU-rRNA, 5.8S rRNA, LSU-rRNA). NCBI's taxonomy places the organism in Eukaryota, Fungi, Basidiomycota, Agaricomycetes, Boletales, Suillaceae. The transcript has 11 exons. Gene Ontology annotation, molecular function: GTP binding; GTPase activity; U3 snoRNA binding. The coding region runs from base 1 to 2346 and encodes 781 amino acids. The record is from RefSeq and is a predicted model, not a curated record. Gene Ontology annotation, cellular component: preribosome, small subunit precursor; nucleus.
AUGGUCGUAGAAGCACACCAUCACAGAUCAACCCUCAAGCAGAAAAACAAACCCUUCAAAUCCCAUCAUGCCACUAAAUCUGCUCUCAAGGAUAUCGCAAAAGGUCGCACUGCUCGCCAAAGCACAAAAUCAUCGGCAGUAAGCACUGUCGCACAGGCUCGCCUCAAUAGGCGCAAUACCCAAAAGCAAGCUCAGGCCACUAAACGCGCGUCCCUCAUCUCUGCCACCCGCAUCUUCAACGGCACUGACGGCGCCCCACGCAUCGUCGCUAUCAUCCCACUUUCCGAGGACAUCGAUACCCGAGCAUGCAUCCAAGCUCUCGGAAAAUGCGUAGAUGAAGAGAUAUACGGGAUCAGCGAAAACAAAAACAUAUGGGCUAUGAAAGCAUCCAGAUUCAAAACAUCCCUCCAAUUCCUACCCGUGCCCUUCGCUUGUCCAUUCGCUGCUCUAGAUGCAGCUCGCGCCGCAGACUACACGCUCCUCCUGCUCUCCCCGACUAUCGAAGUUACUCCCGCAGGUGACACCCUCCUCCGCAUGCUCCAAGCACAAGGCCUUCCUACAGCCAUCGCAGCCAUUCCCCCAACGACCACUGAAAACCUCGACGCCAAGGCCAGGCCAGCAGUACUCAAAAGCCUCCUCUCCUUUAUACAAUACUUUGAUCCCGCUCAGCGCCGUGUCUUCGAUCUCAGUGCACCAGCGGACUCACUUAACACCUUGCGAGCCCUCGCAGAGGGUUGUCCUGGCGAGGUCAAGUGGCGCGCAGGGCGGCCGUGGCUGGUAGGUGAGAGUGUAGAACGAGAAGAGGGCGGGGUGUUGAAGGUGACGGGUGUCGUUCGUGGGGGAAGACUUAGCCCUGAUCGGCUCGUGCAUAUUCCUAACCAUGGAGAUUAUUUAGUUUCGAAGAUCAUGUCUGCUCCACUCCCUCACAUAAAGCAUGCCAGGCCUGGUGGUAUGGAUGUGGAAGCUGGGCCUGUGCUCCUUGCUGAACGCGUCCCAUCCUCUGCUGACUCCCUGACUGAUAUGGCGAACGAACAAACAUGGCCGACGGAGGAGGAGAUGGCGGGUGCGCUGCAAGGCACCGGGGAGGGCGAGGUACCAGAUGCAAAGAAGGGCACGACGCCGAAGCGCAUCAGGCGUAUUCCUAAGGGUAUGACUGAGUAUCAAGCUUCGUGGAUCGUGGAUGAAAGCGAGAACGAAAACCAGGAUGAGGAACGUGAAGAACAGGACGAGGAGGGAGGGCAGAUGGAUGAGGACGAGGAGAUGGUACUCGACGAUGCGCUAGACAUGGAAAGCGAGCGCAAAAGUGUUGUCGCGUUCCAAGACUUCAACCUGGAAGAAGAACAAAAGCAACUUAUAUCAUGGAGAAAGCGCGCCCAGGAAGAACAAGACGCCCAAGCUUUUCCAGAUGAAGUUGACACCCCACAAGACAUCACUGCACGUACACGGUUCGCGCGGUUCCGUGGGCUUCGAUCCCUCCGCACGAGUCCGUGGGACCCGUAUGAGAACCUGCCUGGCGAGUACGCGCGGAUAUUCGAGUUCGAAGACUUCAAGCGUACCGAGAGGGACAUGUGGCGCGAGUUGGAGGAUAAUGGUGUUCAGCCCGGCGCGCGUGUAACAAUCUUUAUUGAGGGUGUCCCGCACGAAGCCAGCGUACCUUCCGAAUCGCCGUUUGUCCUAUAUGGAUUAUUGAAACACGAGCACAAGAAGACAGUCCUACACUUCACCGUGCAGCGGAAUACAGAGUGUGAAGGUUCUGUUAGAUCAAAGGACCCCCUGAUUCUGUGUUACGGACCCCGUAGGCUGCGCGUCAACCCUGUGUACUCACAACACACUCGCGGCGGCGGAAAGGGCGCGAACAACGUCCACAAAUUCGAGAGGUUUUUAUGGCAUGGCACCACGACUGUCAUGAGCGUCUACGCACCGAUUACGUUCGGAAAGCAGCCGUGCAUGCUCCUACGUGAGACAGAAAAUCCACAGACACCGGAGCUCGUGGCGAUGGGCACGUUCAUGAGCCCUGAUACAGCACGCAUCAUCGCGAAGCGAAUCAUCCUCACGGGCCACCCGUUCAAAGUGCACAAAAAAACCGCUACGGUGCGGUACAUGUUCUUCAACCCAGACGACAUCCAGUAUUUCAAGCCUAUUCAGCUGUUCACAAAACACGGGCGGACGGGACAUAUCCGGGAGUCCCUCGGGACGCAUGGGUAUUUCAAGGCGCAUUUCGAUGGGCCCGUCAACCAGAUGGAUACGGUGUGUAUGUCGUUGUAUAAGCGCGUGUACCCGCGGUGGAGCGAGAAUUGGACAACGCUUGGUACGAGCAGCGGGAGGGGUGAUGAGAUGGAGGAGUAA